Molecule: messenger RNA, 1008 nt
Organism: Chironomus riparius
Lineage: Eukaryota; Metazoa; Arthropoda; Insecta; Diptera; Chironomidae
Source: the annotation of a GenBank genome assembly
AUGAAAAUAGGAAUAUUAGGAAGCGGCGUAAUCGGACUGACUACAGCACUUGAGUUGCAAAAGGAGUAUCCAAAUGCCACAAUUUCGAUUGUUGCUGAUCGAUUUUACAAGGACACAGUCAGUUAUGUUGCAGCUGGAAUUUUCAGACCAGGAACUGCAUUUUCAGGACCUACCGAAGAGAUAACAAAGAAAUGGGUCGCAGAUUCAUUCGAGCACUGGGAUGAGAUAAGGAAAACAGCGGAAGCUAGUAAGGCAGGCAUAACGGAACUGUCAGGAUACAUAUUCUCAUCAAUAUCGGAAUCUAUCACACGCAAUCCACUAAUUGAAGAUGUUUUGCCUGUUUAUCGCCGUGCAACAGAAGAGGAAUUGAAAAUAUGCCCUGGAGACUGGAAAUAUGGAAGCUUCUUCUCAACUCUUGUCACUGAAUGUGGUUUAUACCUGCCUUGGGCCACUCAAAAAUUCUUAAAUGCUGGCGGCAUGGUCUUUAACAAGAAAGUCAAUACAUUUGGGGAUAUUUACGGUGAUCAUGACAUUGUCAUCAAUUGUACAGGAAUGAAUGCUAAGGAAUUAUGCAAUGAUCGUAAACUAGUCCCAGUUAGAGGUCAAAUUUUAAAAGUUGAUGCUCCUUGGCUUAAAAUGGCUUAUUAUGCUGACUAUGAUACUUACAUUGUUCCUGGAUUCAGUGCAGUUACAUGCGGUGGUUGUAGAAACUUUGAAAGUUGGGACAUGAAAGUAAGUCCACAUGACACAGCAGCAAUUAAAGAACGAUGUGAAGCUUUAGUUCCUGGUCUUAAAACAGCGCCAUUAAAGGAGAUUAGAGUUGGUCUUCGACCACAUCGUGAUCCAUGUCGCGUAGAAACUGAAUUUAUUGAUAUCCCAAAUCGAGGCAUCAUGAGAAUUGUCCAUCAAUAUGGUCAUGGUGGAUAUGGAGUCACAUGUGCUCCUGGAACUGCAAAACAUGCUGUUAAAUUGGUACGUGAUGUAUGGACUGGAUACAGCAAAUUGUAA